Molecule: messenger RNA, 755 nt
Organism: Penaeus indicus
Lineage: Eukaryota; Metazoa; Arthropoda; Malacostraca; Decapoda; Penaeidae
Product: atlastin-1-like
Exons: 4
Coding region: 27-755 (242 amino acids)
Biological process (GO): endoplasmic reticulum organization; protein homooligomerization
Molecular function (GO): GTP binding; GTPase activity
Source: RefSeq, a predicted model, not a curated record
UAUACCUGUUUUGUCUUGCUUGUAGAAUGAUGGAUGGCCGUCCUGUGCCAGUCCUCAUUCAGAAUGAGGACACAGGAGUCUUUGACUUAGAUGAAGAGGCCCUGCAAGAGGUACUCCUGAAUCCCAAGAUUGCAGAUAAGUAUGUCUGUGUUCUUGCCGUGGCCGGAGCCUUUCGGAAAGGGAAGUCUUUCCUUCUCGAUUUCCUCCUGAGAUACAUGAGUUCCCAGCAAUCAGAUAACUGGCUUGGUGACUUUGAACAACCACUGAGGGGCUUUAAAUGGCGACAAGGGUCAAGACGUGAGACAACAGGUGUCCUCAUAUGGAGUGAACCUUUCUUGAUCAAAAGACGAUCUGGAGAAGAGAUUGCUGUGAUUCUGAUGGACACUCAAGGAACAUUUGAUACACAGUCAUCAAUGAAGGAUUCCACUACUGUUUUUGCCCUUACAACAAUGGUGUCCUCUGUGUUAGUAUACAAUCUGAUGAACAAUAUACAAGAAGAUGACUUGAUGAACCUCCAGCUCUUCACAUCGUAUGGGAUGCUGGCUCAAGAAGAUUGUGACAGUGCUCAUCCAUUUCAGCUGAAGAGUGGGGUAGCCACAGGUAUAAGUGAUAUCCCUGCUGAACUACUAAAGGCUGAGGGUAAACCUAUGGUACGGGGCUUGCAUGUAGUCUUGACUGACAUCUGGAAGUCAGGUUCCAUUCCCCCUGGACUUACUACUGGCAAGUUCCCAAUAGAGCAUAUCUUUGUACUUUGA